CACUAAACCGGUUGGCCUCCAUCUCAUUCCUUCUCAGUUCUGAGUGGCAGAGCGACUCAGAAAACAACAAAGAUGGCUUUGAAGAAGAUGUUGGCUGCAGCGAUCAAUCAAGGAGUGCCGGAAGCACGAGCAAGGAUCUUCGGCCACCAAUUGAAUCCCUCUGGCAAGAAAUCUCCACACAAGAUUCUCCGCAUGAAGCUCUUCGGUGAAAAAGUCGCUCAGUGGUACCCUCACGACAUCAAUAAAGACGACCCUCUUGUCAUGGCUCGUCAAGAACAAGAACGUCUAUCCAAGCUUGAAAUGUUGAAGCGGCGAGGGAAAGGACCACCAAAGAAGGGCCAAGGAAGGCGUGCUGCCAAACGCAACAAAUAAAUGAAACUUUCACCAGUCACUGGAAUCUUGUUGUGGACACUCUUUUGAGUUAAAGACAACUAGUAGUUCAUGUGAUAACAACAUGAAUUUAACUUUUUUUUAUCAGAUUGUAAACCCAAGCAUUUGAGAAUUGAAACCUAAUUUGGUUGAAGUUUGUGUCCUCUAUUUGCAAUUAGUUUUUCCGGAAUUGCUUGCAAGCUGGAAUGCAACCAUAAGAUUACAAAGUAGCCAAUUUCUUAUUGACUUUGAUAUUAUAUCCUAUCUCAUCUUUAUCGCA
Vigna umbellata (rice bean) is the source of this 649-nucleotide messenger RNA. RefSeq names its product 37S ribosomal protein S27. NCBI's taxonomy places the organism in Eukaryota, Viridiplantae, Streptophyta, Magnoliopsida, Fabales, Fabaceae. Gene Ontology annotation, cellular component: mitochondrion. The record is from RefSeq and is a predicted model, not a curated record.